CAUCCUCCUCCGUCUCCGCCAUCUCUCUAUCCUCUCUUCCUAUCUCCUGCCCUCUUCCGCGCAUUCCCCGCUGCUCUCUUCCACCUGUCUAUAGCUUCUUAUUACUUCUAGCGAGUGUACGCCAUGAGUGCCUCCGGCGCAGUCCUCUCCUCCUCUCACUUCAAACCUCAGCGUGACUACAACCAUGCUGACGACCAAGAGUACAAACGCCUCCGUGGUCUAGCCGAAGCCGAAUUCAAAGCUCGCUCGCGCUGCUACGACGACUCCCACAAAGCCUACGCCGAAGGCGACGGCGCAGCUGCAAAGCAGUUGUCCGAAAUGGCAAAAGAUCAUGACCGGAAGAUGGACGAGUACAACGCCGAAGCCGCUGCUUUUGUUUUCCGGGCAAACAACGCCGACUCCGAUUACGAUGAGAUUGAUCUCCACGGACUUUACGUCAAAGAGGCCGAAGAAGUGCUCGAGCAACGCAUCUCUGCCUGCAAGGCUCGAAACGAUGACCAUCUCGAGGUCAUUGUCGGCAAGGGAAAGCACUCUACCGGAGGCGUCGCAAAGAUCAAGCCUGCCGUAGAACAACUCUGCGAGAAACACGGAUUCCAGUACGCCGUCGACGACGACAACGAAGGCGUCAUCGUCAUCAACUUCCGCUCCUCCGGCGGCAACAUGCCAAUGUCGAGCAUGCCCCACCAGCCCAAGAAGCGCUACGACACUCAGAAGCCAAACGCUUCCUACCAGCCCGGCUAUGGCAAGCACAACCAGCCACAGUAUAACAACAACCACAACAACGGCACUUACGCGGGCGCCGCGUACGGAAAUGGGCCCAACGUCGGCCAUCCGCAGCAGCAGUUCCAGGUCGACCAGAACCAGAACCAAUACCACCAGCAGCAGCAACAGCAGACGCAACAGGACAGCACCGCCGAUAUCAUUGGCUUGCUGUUCAGAUGCCUCAAACAGUGCCUGUCAAAGUAAUCAGACGUCGAGCUGCCUUCUGCGAUUCUGCUGUAUCUUGUUGGUCCAAAAUGUCGUGUGUAUUCUAUUUAAGUCGGCUCGGUGAGAGUCCUAAAAUUAUCUGUAUUCUAUGUAUAAUCUUUCUUUCGUUUUGGUUACUUUUUUUUUGUCCACUUCAGCGUCGAACUAAGCUAUCAGCGUUGAUUCCAAUCGUUUGUAUUCUAUCAUGUACCAAUAAGCUAUGCGAUUUGAUUAUCAUGUA
Messenger RNA from Myxozyma melibiosi, 1207 nucleotides. RefSeq lists its product as uncharacterized. The record is from RefSeq and is a predicted model, not a curated record. NCBI's taxonomy places the organism in Eukaryota, Fungi, Ascomycota, Lipomycetes, Lipomycetales, Lipomycetaceae. The coding region runs from base 124 to 966 and encodes 280 amino acids. The transcript has 8 exons.